CCAUGCUCUUAUAUAGGAACUUUCCUUCCCCUUUCUUUCCCCAACCAAACUUUUUCUUUCUCUCCAAACACUCUUUUUUUACUUUACUCUCAAAACUCCCUCGUAUACCACAUGGCAAAGAUUGGAAAACUAACGAAGCUCAAGUCAGCUAUAAAGAGAUGGCCAUCUUUCACAAAACUAGCUCGCACAAACAGCUCUAUUGCUGCUAGCAAUGAUCAGUCAGAAGACAAGAUUGCAAAUGAACUUCAAGCAGUUUAUGUGGGGAAGUCUCGCCGGCGAUAUCUUUUGAGCUCAGAUACUAUUUGUCACCCUCUCUUUCAAGAACUGAUAGAGAGGUCAGGCGGGUUCGACGAUGGAGAAGUAGUGAUUGCUUGUGAAGUUGUGUUGUUUGAGCACUUGUUAUGGAUGCUUGAGAAUGGUGGCUCUCAGUUGGAGUCCAUGGAGGAGCUUGCUGAAUUCUACUACACUUGCUAAUAACGGUGAUGAAGAUAAAAGGUUAGAUCAAGAUUAGCGGCCAGAAAAAAAUUAGGGAAAAUAAAUAAGUGUGGACUAAUUGUAUGGCGAUCGAGGUUCCAUAAUAUUAGGUUGGAUAUGGGUUUGCUGUUUAGGAUUGUUUUUUUUUUUUUUCCCCUUAUUUUCUUUUCAAAUUUUGUUUUUAGGAUUGUGAUUAUCAACUGCUAAAUGAAAAUAUUUUUCUUAA
Manihot esculenta (cassava) is the source of this 700-nucleotide messenger RNA. RefSeq names its product auxin-responsive protein SAUR78. Lineage: Eukaryota; Viridiplantae; Streptophyta; Magnoliopsida; Malpighiales; Euphorbiaceae. The record is from RefSeq and is a predicted model, not a curated record. Bases 112 to 474 code for a protein of 120 amino acids. The transcript has a single exon. Gene Ontology annotation, biological process: response to auxin.